Aquila chrysaetos chrysaetos is the source of this 9299-nucleotide messenger RNA. It is a transcript of the gene GABPB1, whose product is annotated as GA binding protein transcription factor subunit beta 1. The record is from RefSeq and is a predicted model, not a curated record. Lineage: Eukaryota; Metazoa; Chordata; Aves; Accipitriformes; Accipitridae. Gene Ontology annotation, molecular function: protein binding; transcription cis-regulatory region binding. Gene Ontology annotation, biological process: positive regulation of transcription by RNA polymerase II. Gene Ontology annotation, cellular component: nucleus. Bases 6463 to 7650 code for a protein of 395 amino acids. The transcript has 9 exons.
GGACGGACGACGACGGGACGGGACGACGCGGGUCGCCUCGGGGCCCAAGCGCCCGCGCCCGCCCGCGGCGGCCCCUCUCCCGCGGCCGCGGCUGCCGCGCAGGCCCGGGCGAGCGCGACGCGCCUGGCGAGGGGCCCAGGCGCUGAGGGGCAGAGCGGGGCCCAGCUCGUCCCGCGUCUUUCCCCGCCGGGCAGCCUGGUCUGGGCCGCGUGGGGACGGCCUCGGGCCUCGCGUGGGGCGGGCUGGCCGGUUCCUGCCCCGGCCCGGCGCCCCGGGGGCGGCUGAGCUGCGUGCCGGCGCUUGGCGCCAAAGGUGCCCUGAGGAGAGGCAGCUUCGGUGGGAGGGGAGCGCUUCCCUCCUCUGCGGUGUCCCUCACCCGGAAUCUGUAACCCUUGCUCUGCACUCUUAAUAAAGCGUAUGACGGGAGCGUAGCAUAAACGCGGGAUACGAUGUGUUAGUUCGGACUGUGGUUUUUCUUUUCUCUCCUGGUAGUCGAGGUAGUUUCUGUCGGUGAGACGCUGUCUGAUAGCACGUCGGUGAAAUCCCCUGAAGGAAGUCGUCUGUGCUUAGAGUUUUUAACUUAAAGCAGUUGUAUGUUUGUCCUUUAACCUGCUUACUAAGGUAGCUUUUAUUGAACGGCAAAUGCUGCAUAUUAGAGUUAAAUGUGCUAAAAAUUGUGAAUGCCCACCUUGGAGUACUUUAAUGAUUUUUUAAAAUUAUUCACGAUUUCUGAAGUGUUAGUAAGAGUAAGCAGUUGGGUUGGAGUGUGUAUGCACACAGAAAUACCCGUAAGGGUACAUAAAUCUGCUGUGUAAAUAAGAGUGUACACGGCAGAUCAGCAUACACUAGGCAUAGAGUCUUGUUCGUGACCUGCUUUCUUUGCUGAAAGCAGUUUGUUUUCUAGGUUUUUUGAGGCCUAUGUGCCAGACAGAAACUGUCAAGGAAGAUCCCUCAUAAUAAAACAGAUGCUUUAAUUAGAGGGGCUGGUGACUUUUGUUUGAGGAUAUUUUCAAGUUUCAAUUAACCUGAGACAUACUCUUAAGGCUGCAGUACAGUUCAAAGGCUACGUCACAAGCCCUUGGAUUCUUCAUGUCAAUCAUAGCUGCGGUAAUGUGACCUUUUUGGAAUCUAGUGCCAAACUUACCUGUGAAAGGUUUGUAGCUUAUUGGCAGUGCCAACCCAAGUCUUGGUUGGUGCCAAUGGUUCCCCCUUGUUGCAUAAUAAUAUUUUUUAAAUGUUGCAUUUUGUUGCAGAUAAUGGCCAAAUCUGCGCUCUCCUUUUUCAGGAUAAGACUUUCCUACCAUCUGCAUUAUUUAAUGGAGUUACAUGGAUGAUUGGUGCUAAUUUAAAUUAAUGUAUGCACCUAAUUGGUGAACAGACCUGCAUAAAUACAGGCUUGACUAUCUUAAAAACUAAGCUAUUCAACAAUAUGUUUGCUUUUCUGAUCUCUUUUCUCAGAUCAGAUAUUUUUCAUCUGAUGCAUACUUAGUCCAACAUGAAGGUCAUGUUGCUGUUUAAACAAACUAGAGAGAAUUUAGUUAUGAACACAACACAGUCAUAGAGGAAAGCUGAAAGCACUGGAAUUAAAGCUGACUGCUAUCAGUAUAUUAGUGUAAUUUUCAUUAUCGUAAUAGAAGUGUGGAUAUUCUAAGCCUAUGAUUAUUUAUAUUGAGAAUUGAAGUAUGACAUGUGAAAUCAUUGUCAAAACACGUUUGGAAGGCUAUGAUUCCCUCAGGAAACAAUACAGGAACUUUUUGAGUUUAUCCCAUGUAAGUCACUGUAAUCACUAUUGCAUGAUAUAUAUGGUAAAAUCAUACCAAAGUUUUCAAGAGAUGCUAGCACAUGGAAAUACACCUAGGUUUAAUGCAGACCUUCUGGUUCCUUUAAAAAGUUACAAAACUAAUUGAAAUAAAAAACUUUUUGAAGAGUUGUUCUGAGUUCAAGUAUUGUGCUGUUAUAUCAGGAUAUAAAAAAGAUUAAAAAAACAAAGCAAGUUGAUCCUAUUAUUUCAGUUCUAUUAAUGAUCAGAGCUGAGUGCUUGAUUAAAGAUUUAAAUAGUUUUUGCUAACUAUUUGUACUUCAAAAUAUUCUUGACCUUGAUAUGGAUAGGCAUAUAAAAUUAGUUAGGAAUUACGAUUCUAAAUUUCUAGCGAUACUGUGCAAUGUUGAAAUUGGUAGGAUGAUAGCGUUUCUGAAGACCAGGUCUGGCAAAGCAGGUUGAUUUUUUUGAAAUAGUGGAAAGAAAAAGACAUUCUGAAAAGGGCAUUCUUUUUCCAGAUGUAAUGGGUGUGAGAGAUGAUGGGUCUCAAGCUAUCUUCCAAGCACAAUUCUGCCGCAUGUCACUUCAGUAGAGAAACCUAUUUAAUUAGCAUUUUAUGGAACUUCGUCCUGGGGUUUUUAGGAGUGGUUGGAAAUCCUUAUCACAGAUACAGUGUAUAUUGAUUCAGUUUCCCUUCUGGUAAAUUGCACUGCUGCAGUCCAUGCUCUUCUAGUGUAAGUAUGUCUCUUUUAGGAGCAUACCUUGGUUAGAAAUACACUGGUGGCUGUGACUUCUCAAUGUUAGCACAUGUUCUGCAACAACUGUUUUGUGCCUGUUGAUUUUGGCUAGCUGAUGUUCACCACUGCAGUGGUAGAAGGGGAAUAAGGUUGGGUCCGGGAUCCUUGGGGCAGGACAGCAGUCUGAAAGGUGCUGCAAUAUUUUAAGCGAAACCUAGUCUUCUUCCUUUGGACUGCAGACUCGGCUGCUCUGUUGUCCGUAGGCUGUGGUGUGGUACCCCAGGCUUCCCAAGCUGUGUGUUUUUUCAGCUCCUCUCCCUCCCCACAGAGCCCUUUUCACACACAGUUCCACCUAAACUCUGGUCAAGUGCUGUUAUAUACCCCUCUGGUAACAGCAUGAUGUUCAGAGUUUUAUAGAACGUAUAAAAACUUAAAUCUAAGAUGGAUACAAAAAAGCAGCAUGAUUUCCUAUUGAACAGAAGUAAAAUAUACUUCUGUAUAUAAUAGAAUUUGCAAUAAUAAUUUGAUGUAAGUUUUAAUUACCAGUUAAUUGUGGCAUCUGGCUAAUGAUACUGUACAGAAUGCAUUGCAAUAAUGAAAUGUGGAAGUUCAGGAGGUGGUUAAUACAAAGAAGUCCAAACCCAGCGGAAGCUCUUCCAUCUUUACUCAAUUGUAGACAAAACCCUCUGUUCCCACAGUUGUGUAGGAGCUGUUAGAAGUCCAAAAACAUAGAUUGCCAUAAGAAUAAUUAUAACAGUCUCAGAACUUUAUUUCAGAGCCAGUGAUGUUUUUAUCGUCUGAAAGAAUCCUCAUAUAAAGCAUUACCCAGCUGUCGUGCUAGCCAAGCUUGGUAGAAAUGACACUGUUACUGAAGAGUAUUCUCUAACACAGUUCAGUAGAGUUGGUUUGUGACACUACAUGAAGCAGCAGCAGUACUUAACUAAGAGUGCUGCUUUGAAAUGGAAAUCUCAUUUCAGUUUUAAAUAUAUUUUAUUGUACUGUGUAUAGAACUUUGCUUUUGAUAGUAUCACUGCUUAUUGUAGUGUUACUAAAUGAUCUCAAGAGAGCAGCUGAAGAAUUUUUCCAGAAAGGGAAGAAAGGGAAAUUCUGACACUGCAGACCCUUCUCGGUAUGUCUCAGUACUAGCAGUGGGAGAGUAUGGGGGGAAGUGUGGGGCAUGUUAUUACUCAAGGGUUUCCUGACCUUGCAUUACUGGUCCUUGGAAUGAUCUGCCAAGUAGAAAUCAGCUACUCUUGAGAAACUUUGUGAAUGCUAGUAUUCAUUGGUUGAAAGUGACUAAAUGUGCAUGAGUUUUGUUGGAAAGGCCUCUUCAGUUACUGUUGUUAGUGUAUUAGUGACAUACAACGUGUUUUUAAUCUUUGAGUUCAACAGUAUAAUUUUGCUAGGUUUUUAACUUUCUUCCACUAGAUGGCCCAAGCAUGCUUUCAAGUACCCUAUGAGAACUGAAACUUUUACUUCACUUCUAAAAUAAAUUCAUGUUGUUUUAACUGAAGUUAAAAUUCUACAUCAUGAAACAUAUGUAAACUUCUGUGAUGCUUUGUGCUUCUUUAAAAUACAAACACUUUAUAUCAACCAAGAGAGUGUUGGUUAAUGCAAGUAAUAUGUGGUAAUGAAGGUUACGUCACGUGUGAUCUUCCAUGUCCCUCUUUUUCCUUGAUUAGAACAUUCCUUAUUGAGUGUAGUACAAAGCUGUUCAGUUUUGCAUUGAGAUGAGAACUGAUGUACUGUCACUCUGACAGUGUGUUCAACAGUAGUGGUUCAGAGAGACUCUGAAAAGGUGUUGAUCUCAGGCUGAAGUUUGUCCCUAAAUCUCCUGGGAGUGAGCCUUGUAUUUUGCAGGCCACCAUAACUGAUUUUUUUUUUCUUUUUGCUGCUUGAUUUUGCUGCAUAGGGUGUUGGUAACAACUUUGCAGUUUAUUUCACCAGUAUAAACGUGGUCAGUGGCUUCUGAAUAGGUGUAGUUUUUAAAUGUACGGACUGUAAUUUAAUUCACCUAUUUUUGUUUAACACAUAAAGUAUAAGUUUGUUAUCAAGGCUGUCUUUUUGGUUAGUGGAGAAAGACAGGUAUACACAGAAGGCAGCUCUUACUGUGAGGGUGGUUGGACACCGGAAUGAGGUUGACGAAGUGGUGGGAUGUUCAUCCACAGAGACAUUCAAAACUCAACAGGACCAAGCCCUGUGCAGCCUGAGUCUGUUCGGCCAGCUCUGACUGGGAUAUUGAACUAGGUGACCUUGAGAGGUCCCCUCCAGCCUCAAAUAUUUUGUAAUUCCAAAUGGAGACUUUAUUAGUUCCUUUUCUCUACCGGUGUUUAAAACAAAAAUAAAUACAAGGAAAAUGAAUUUUUGUCUUUCUGAAUUAGUUACUAACUUCAGUAUUUUGCAUUAAGUUCCAGCUUUCCUUUUGAUUCUGAGGACCAUGAUGUGGUGUUAUUAGACCACCAGAAAAAAGUGUGUGUGUCUGCAUGUGCUCUUUUCCUUCUUAAAUUGCACACCCCCCGCCAUGCCGCCAAAAAACCCCAAACAGGUGCAAUAUAGAGGGAGUGCUAUAUUCCUUCAUUUCAGUGCUGCACUUGCCAAAUGCCCUCUCUGUCCUAUUACUGUUUUAUAUCAUUACUCCUAGUAUCUCCCUUUAACAGGGAUAGUAGAUUUUCUUAUAUUCCCGUUUCUCUUUUGCUCGUUCUCUUUUUAUGGAAGAGAGUCGGCUGUUGUCCCUUCCUCUGCAUCUGACUCUGUGCUCCUUUUUUCCUUCCUUUUCCCAUUGUCAGUAUUUGUCCUGUCCUGCCACCUUCCUGCUCCUCUUCCCUUUUCUGGCUGGAGACAAAUCAACAUGUCCAUGUGUAUUAGAAGGAUGGACAUAAAUGGAGUAUUAUUUUGGUGAAGGGGAUAUUGCUGCCUGCAGUCAGUUCUGUAGACAAAGAGGUAAUCUGCUCCAGUUCAUGGCUCUACUGAUACAUGUUGGAGUUCUGCAUUUGCAGUAUUUCUGUCUUCCUUUCUAAUUUCUUCCCAAGUCAAUAGCUUUCAGCUUAUUGAGCAACAUACCACAAAAAUUUUGCCAGUUGAGCCAGGUGCAGAGAACUUUCUAAAUAUGUUUGUUUUGUGAUAGAAGUGUAUGUUUAAUGGGAUUUCUUUCUGAACUGAUAUACUCUAACUUUGUGUAGGAAAUUGUGUGCAUGGCAUUGCAACUGCUGUUACUAGUAAUACAGGCUUAACUUUGCUUGUGACUGGAAACUAAAUUGGUGAAAGUAAUUCCAUUCUUACCAUCCUGGUAGUGGAAAACAUAGGUAUAGGACUAAAACGCUGAUGAUAUAUUUUGGGUAGUAGUGUGAGUUAUGGUUUAGUUCUAAAUUUUCUUUUUACUGAACAAAUUUAAUAGCACGUAUGAAAUAGAGUGGGUUUAAAAAUAUGUUAUACUAGGAAAUCUUUGAUGCAACAGAAACAUAGAUAGGUGUAAUUUGUCUACAUAUAGUUUUGCAUGCUCUGUAUUAUAUGGAACUUUAAGUGCUGUAAAAGGGACAUAAUCUAAAGAUGAUGUGAAAGUUUUUCAGCUAGUAUCUUGGUCACAUCUCAAUCAAAAUUUUGCAUUUAACAUAUUGUUAGUAACUGUAGACAGUUGAAGCAGAUAGUAGUGUUUGUUUUCAGGCAGACACUUUAGUUCAUAUAUCUGAUGCAUGUAGUACAGUAAUAUAUGGUUAUUGCAUUGUUUUGUAGCUAGGAAGACAAAUUAUAUUUUAGGGUGAACAAAAUGAAGUAAUACUGAUGGACAGACAAGAUGUCAGAACGGUGUUGUGUUUCAUAUCUAUCUAAAUGUGUUUACAUAGUGGUACCUCUUAAAUACGUGUAGGCAUUUUGGAUAAGUGAAUGUAGUGCCUUUGGGUGUGUGACAUAGCAGCCAUGAUGUAGUACCAUUUGAAAGCUGGACAAAGCUACAGAAGGUUGCGGUAUCAGAUGUCACUAGUAGAUUUGGGAAAGAAACUUUUAGAAGCUGCACGAGCAGGUCAAGAUGACGAAGUUCGCAUUUUGAUGGCCAAUGGAGCACCUUUUACCACAGAUUGGUUGGGAACAUCUCCACUUCAUCUAGCAGCACAGUAUGGACACUACUCAACAACAGAAGUGUUGCUGCGAGCAGGUGUAAGUCGGGAUGCUAGAACCAAAGUGGACAGAACUCCAUUACAUAUGGCAGCAUCAGAAGGCCAUGCCAGCAUAGUAGAAGUCUUACUUAAGCAUGGUGCUGAUGUCAAUGCGAAGGACAUGCUCAAAAUGACUGCGCUUCACUGGGCUACUGAACAUAACCACCAAGAAGUUGUAGAACUCUUAAUAAAGUAUGGAGCAGAUGUUCAUGCUCAGAGUAAAUUUUGCAAAACGGCAUUAGAUAUUGCAGUAGACAAUGGAAAUGAAGACCUUGCAGAAAUAUUACAGAUUGCAAUGCAGAACCAAAUCAAUACGAAUCCAGAGAGUCCGGACACUGUGACGAUACAUGCAGCAACACCACAGUUCAUCAUUGGACCUGGAGGGGUGGUGAACCUAACAGGUCUGGUAUCUUCUGCAAAUACAUCAAAUGGAACAGAUGAAACAGGAGUGUCUGCUGUACAGUUUGGAAAUUCAUCAACAUCAGUAUUAGCCACAUUGGCAGCUUUAGCAGAAGCAUCAGCUCCACUGUCUAAUUCUUCAGAAACACCAGUUGUGGCCACAGAAGAAGUUGUGACUGCAGAAUCUGUGGAUGGUGCUAUUCAGCAAGUUGUCAGUUCUGGAGGUCAGCAAGUUAUUACUAUAGUUACAGAUGGCAUUCAACUUGGUAAUCUGCAUUCAAUUCCAACCAGUGGAAUAGGGCAACCAAUCAUUGUGACCAUGCCAGAUGGGCAGCAAGUAUUAACAGUUCCAGCAACAGACAUUGCUGAAGAAACUGUGAUAAGUGAAGAACCGCCAGUGAAGAGACAGUGCAUUGAGAUUGUUGAAAAUCGUGUGGAGUCUGCAGAAAUAGAAGAAAGAGAAACUCUUCAGAAACAGCUGGAUGAGGCAAACAGAGAAGCACAAAAAUAUCGUCAGCAGCUUCUAAAGAAAGAACAAGAAGCAGAGGCCUAUCGGCAGAAGUUAGAGGCAAUGAACCGCCUCCAGACUAAUAAAGAAGCUGUUUAAUAAAAAAUGAACAUACUGCAAAGCCUGUUACUUGCAAAAACCUGCAGUACAAUCUUGAACUGUACGCUAUAUAGGUACAGACACAGGAUUACAUGAUAGAGAAGAUGCUACAAGUUGAUAACUGGACUUAAGCCGUGAGCUCUGAUGAAUUUCUUGUAACAUAAAAACUCUGAAUUUAGAAAUUGUGAAAAGUAUUUAAAAUGAAAUACUGUAAAUAGUUGUUUUUUUUACAGUCUCAAAAUGAGUUGAUAAAUCUUUUUGAAGGGAUCCAGAAACACGAGAAGCCAAUGUUUUUGUGAAAUUUUUGAUUUUAGUAUGAAACUAACUUCUGAAAAACAGAACAGUUUUAAGGGUGAUGUUGUUGAUUUAAGCUGACAACUUGAAAAUGAAUUAUGUGACAAAAUGAAUUAACAGUUAUUUCUACAUAGUAACAACUUAAACUUCUCUGCAUAAGACAUUUCCAGGUGGAAAUCUUUGUACAGCUUUAAGUAGUUGUCUCAGAUUCUCUGAAAACCAUUUUUGGUUUUUUUUUAUUUUAGGUGGUGAAAUUUUUAUAUUUAAUUUCAGAUAUAUCCAAGUAGAUUUACAUGUAUAUGAAGCUAAUAUUUUUUAAACUUUUCAGUUUGUACAUAUGCUGCAUGUUUUUAUAAUUUCUACACAUACAUCUUGCAUAGGUAUUUUUCAGCAAAGAUGAGAAAAAUUAUGAGGAAAACGUUUAGCCUAUAGGUCAUUUGAAGUAAGCUAGCAGCCAGUUUUAUUGUGGAUGGUAUAUUUCUUGGAAGAAUGUAAUUUGUAAUUAAAAAGAACAAAACAAAACAAAAAAAUCUUAAUUUACACAUUAGAGGCAAUUUAAAAUUUGGUAGUGGAGGCAUUGAAACUUCACUUUGUGUGUCUUACAAUUUUCCUGUACAAACAUUUUAAAGUUCAGUAAUGAAUAGAAAAGAAUGUCUCCACUGGAACACAAAUACUAGUUCUUUUAGAAUAUUCCUAUUGAUCUAUUUUCCCCAGUAGCCUUGAAAUUAUUUCAGUGAUACAUUUUUUCUAAACGGACUUUUGCAUUUUAAUUAUGCAAUUGGACAAGUAAUUUUUUUAUGUUGUAGUGAUGCUGCUCUUACCUAGCAUCAUUGUUCUUCACUGUGAUACUGUGUUUGUGUGUGUCUGUGCAGUGAUCUAUUACGCUUAGGAUUUAUAUAGCACGUUACAUCUUCAGAGCAUUGUAGAAUCUUUAAAAAAAAACCCUUACUGUACUGCCUGAGGCAGGUAAGUGAGUGUUAUUGUCUCAAUUUUAUAACUGGUAUAAGUGCAACACAGGGAGUGCUAAAUGACUGGCCCAAGACCACGUGAAUCUGUGGUGGACCUGGGAACAGAUCUCAGGAGUUCCUGGCUUCUAGUCCUGUGCUUAGACUGAGCUGCCUUAAGAUUGUUCAGUGCUGUGUUACAUUAAAUUUGCAACUACUGUGCAGAUUCCUUUUUUGUAAGAUAAAACUGUGCUUUGCUUUGUUGUUCCAUGUUUCACUGCUUUUAUGGAAUUGUUUAUAUAAACUUAAGCAAAAAGUCUAGUUUACCUAUACUGUACACAGACGAAUUACCCUUAAAACUGUACUCUGGCCUACUUUUUCUAUUUUACAAUUAAAUAUCUUUUCCACAUA